UCUGUUUUCAGGAAGUGAAACUCAUAGCCACUGUGGUUGAGAGCAGCAAUGGAGCAGAAUCAGUUGGACCGAGAAACUUUCUCCUGUUCGAUCUGUUUGGAUCUCCUGAAGGAUCCGGUGACUACUACCUGUGGACACAGCUACUGUAUGAACUGUAUUAAAGGUUACUGGGAUAAAGAGGAUCAGAAAAGAAUCCACAGCUGCCCUCAGUGCAGGAAGACAUUCACACCAAGGCCUGUUCUGCAGAAGAGCACCAUGCUAGCAGCUUUAGUGGAGCAGCUGCAGAAGACCGGACUCCAAGCUGCUGCUGCUGAUCACUGCUAUGCUGGACCUGAAGAUGUGGCCUGUAAUUUCUGCACUGGAAGAAAACUGAAAGCCAUCAAGUCCUGUUUAUUCUGUUUGGUCUCUUACUGUGAGAAACACCUUCAGCCUCAUUAUGAAGUGGCUCAUUUAAAGAAACACAAGCUGGUGGAGCCGUCCAAGAACCUCCAGGAGAACAUCUGCUCUACGCAUGAUGAGGUGAAGAAGAUGUUCUGCCGCACUGAUCAGAAGUGUGUCUGUGCUUUCUGUUUACUGGAGGAACAUAGAGGGCAUGACACAGUGUCAGCUGCAGCAGAAAGAGCUGAGAGGCAGAGAGAGCUGGAGGAGAGACGAGGAAACAUCCAGCAGAGAAUCCAGAACAGAGGGAAAGAUGUGAAAGAGGAAAAAGAAAAAGUUCUGUUCAUAAAUCGCUCUGCUAAAAAAUCAGUUGAAGCGUGUGAAAAGAUUUGUACUGAACUAAUCCGUCAGAUCAAGAAAAAAAGCUCUGAUGUGAAGAAGUACAUAGAAGCAAAGCAGAAAACUGAAGUCUGUGAAGCUGAAAAAAAACAGAAGGAGUUCAAGAAAGAGAUCACUGAGCUGAAGAGGGAAGACGCCGAACUGGAGAAGCUCUCACACACAGAGGACGACAUCCAGUUUCUGAAAAAAUAUAUUCCAGAACCAGAACCCUCUGAUUCUAGCUCUGAUUCUGGCUCUGGUUCUGGCUCUGGUUCUGGCUCCGGUUCUGGUUCCGGCUCUGGUUCCGAUUCUGAUUCCGGUUCUGAACCAGAACCAUUUUGUUCUGGUUCUGAAGCCAGAACCAGCACGAGAGGUCCUGCAACCAGAAGUUCUGGUAUUGGAACCAGAGAUUCUCCCUGCUUCAGAAUGCCUUGUAUUCCCCCACCAUGGUGUCUUGAUAAAAUUAAAGCAGCUGUCUCAGAGGCUGAGAGUACGAUUGAGGAAAUAGUGGGCAAUAGGUGGAUGGAUAUUUCCCUGGUGGAGAUUGGUUCAGGGGCUUCAUCAUCAACUCCCACAGAGGGGCUGAUGGACAGAGAUGAUCUCUUGAAAUAUUCCCAGGAGCUAACACUGGACUCAAACACAGCAAACAGAUAUUUGUCUGUCACAGGAAACAGAGCAGUAAAGAAGGACACAGAACAAUUUAAAGACGACUCUGAACGGUUUGAUGGAAGCUUCCAAGUGCUGAGUAAAGACUCUCUGAAUCGAUGUUCUUACUGGGAGGUGGAGAGCUCUGGUAGAUUCACAGUGGCUGUUGCUUACAAAGAUAUCAGGGAAACAGGCCGACUAAGUGACUACACAUUUGGGCUAAAUGAAACCUCCUGGGCUCUGGAGUGCUGCAAACUCAUGUAUGUAUUCAGACAUAACAAAACUCUGACUCUGAUCUCGGCUCCUUGUUCAUCUACAAUAAGAGUGUUCCUGGAUUAUGGAGCAGGUAUUCUGUCCUUCUACAGCGUCUCUGAAUCCACGACUCUCCGCCCUAAUAACCGUUUCAGCGUCUCUGAAUCCAGGACUCUCCUCCACAGAGUCCAGACCAGAUUCACUCAGCCGCUGCUGGCUGGGAUACGACUGUAUGAAACUGGAGGCUCAGCUGAGUUCAGUCAACUCAGACGGGUCAGAAAGUGUCCUAAGUUUUAAUGUGAGAAAGAAGAGCCUGAUACCUGCAGGGAAACGAUAUUCUACUGUGCAGCAGCUCAGAGAAGAAAUGUGUAAAGUUUUGAUAUAUUACUGUCAAAGUUUGAAUUACUUGUAUUUUUUAUAAAUGUUCCUCUGUUUUCUGGUUUACUAGACUGUUGAUGUUAGAAUUACUAAGCAUUAAAACCUCCAGAUUGGCCUCAGUCUAGUUUUUAUGUGUAAUGGAAUGUAAGAUAAUGUAUAUCAGAGCAUUUUAUAGGACAGAGGCUGAACUGAACUAGUUGUAUGUAAAGUAUUUUAACUCUAUAUUGUAACCUCAUGUCUUCUCUCCAUUAAAGCAGUCUGUGUUUCUAUGAAUGACGUUUGCUUCUUUUAUUGUCACCUCGAAAUGUGUAUUUACUAAGUUUGUUUGUCAACAUCUGAUUUAAAGCUAUGAUUGAGUUCAAAAUUACAUUUUCC
Molecule: messenger RNA, 2406 nt
Organism: Poecilia latipinna (sailfin molly)
Lineage: Eukaryota; Metazoa; Chordata; Actinopteri; Cyprinodontiformes; Poeciliidae
Product: E3 ubiquitin/ISG15 ligase TRIM25-like
Exons: 1
Coding region: 49-1950 (633 amino acids)
Molecular function (GO): zinc ion binding
Source: RefSeq, a predicted model, not a curated record